AUGUUUCGAGCUCGCCGAUACCGAGUUCUGGUCAUAUUCGCGGCCGCUGUCGUUUUCACAUUCUUCCACUUUGCGCGGUCACGCGAUUGGAACUAUACAGUCAUUGAAGAGUCUACUGGCGCUCAUUCACCCGAUCUUGCCCAUCCGAAUCAACCAGCGACACCCAAAUUUGAAACUCCGGGCGCUGCUGCCGCCAUCGAGGAGAGCAGAAACCGUGUGCUUCCCGAUUCCUACCGCGGCUCCACCUCCCCGCCACUGCCAGAGAAUGUCAUCUCCUCAGUGGGUCUCAAUGGUGGCUCAAAGGAUAGCGGCCGGCUUGACGAUGCGUCCUCCAACCCUCCGCCGGUGAAGAAGCCCAUGAACGAUGCUCCGAAGGACUCCGCGAAGGGCUCCACAAAGGACCCCGUGAAGGAACCGGCAAAGGUGGAGAGCACCAACAGUUUACCACCACUCACGUCAGAGGAUAUCAAUUAUGCAAACGGGGAAGAGAUUGACAACGGAGGGGCUGGCAGAAAGGCAGCGGAGCGCCAUGAGCCUGGCGUUCCAACGGCCAAGUGGAGGAAGUUCCCAGAACGGUUCCCCGUCCCUGCAGAGAAUUUAAUCAAGCUGCCAAAGGAACAGCCCAAAAAAAUCCCCAAGUUGCAGGCGAAGUUCAAGGAUGAGUCGAGCUCCGACAAGCAAGAGCGUUUACAACGGCUUAGCACUAUCAAGGCCGAGUUCACGCAUGCCUGGAACGGUUACAAGGCGGUCGCCAUGGGCCAUGACGAAGUCAAGCCUCUCUCAAAGGGGUUUGAAGACCCAUUCAAUGGCUGGGGAGCGACAUUGGUUGAUUCUAUUGAUACUCUCUGGAUUAUGCAAUUGAAGGACGAAUUCUCCGAGGCUUUGGAUGUGAUCAAAAACAUUGAUUUCAAGACAUCACCGAGAGCAGAUAUUCCGAUGUUUGAGACAACUAUCCGUUAUCUUGGAGGUCUUUUGGGUGCUUAUGACAUCUCUGGUCAUCGAUACCCGGUGCUUUUGGAGAAAGCAGAGGAGAUUGCUGAGGUUCUCAUUGGUGCCUUUGAUACACCUAACCGCAUGCCACACCUUUAUUAUCGCUGGGCCCCAGAAUAUGCUUCGAAACCGCAUCGGGCGUCUUCCCGGGCUGGCCUGGCUGAAAUUGGGUCGCUUUCCUUGGAAUUUACCCGUUUGGCUCAAUUAACCAAUCAGGACAAAUACUAUGAUGCGAUUGCACGGAUUACCAACGAAUUGGAGAAAAUUCAAGACACAACGAGCAUCCCUGGACUGUGGCCUCUACGGGUCAAUGCACAGGGAUGUUCCAAGUACUCCAAGAACACUCCCCCGCGUGAUAACAGCCCUACGCGCGAGCAACACGCCGCUAGUACGACCAGGAGCACUACUACGAUGACCCACAAGCCUUACGCUGCGCCGACAGACCUUGAGAGUUAUUUAAAUCUGAUCGCACGCGACACAAACGCUGAUCUCGAAGGAAAUGUCCAACCUGCCAAUGAUACGCAAGCUGUAAGUGAACCUAGCAUUCAGGCACGUGAGCCAAAUACGUUAUCAGCAGAAAAAUGCAACGGGGGCUUAAGACUUCCCAAUUCACCUCGUGAUAACGGAUACACCAUGGGAGGAAUGGCUGACUCGGCCUACGAAUACCUGCCUAAGGAAUACCUGCUACUGGGUGGCCUGAACGAGCAAUACUUGAAUAUGUACAAGAAGGCAGCCACUGCAGCCCGCAAACAUCUUCUCUUCCAGCCCAUGGUUAAAGGUGGACGUGAUAUCCGAUUCAUAGCAUCAACUACCCCAAUAACACCUGGAAAGGUUGCAGAGCUCACUUCCACUGAUCUUGAAUACGAAGGUACUCACUUGGCAUGUUUUGUCGGCGGGAUGUUCGCCAUAGGAGCCAAGGCCUUUGGCAUCGAUGGUGAUCUGGAACUCGCAGCAAAACUGACCGAGGGUUGUGUUUGGGCUUACGAGUCCACUCAAACCGGAAUCAUGCCUGAACGCUUCCGCCUUCUGCCCUGUGAGAAAGGCUCAGACUGUGAGUGGGAUCAAACCCUCUUUGAGACCGGCGUGGCACGCUACUCGCGCGUGGACCCCGGGGCAGGACAUUCGUUCCGCAAUGGAGAGAGCAGCUACGAACAGCGCGUGAAUAUGAUUGCGCACGAUCCGCCGCAAGGACCUGCGAGCGGGUCGAUUCCCAUCCCCAUGCCGGGCUCUUUAAACCCUCACGAUAGCGAUGUGUUGGUCAAGCGUAACGGAGUCCUAUUAGAAGAGCGCGCGAAAUCAUCGUCUCCUGCUUCAAUCUCGACUCCGACUCUCGGUGAAGCUGAACUGCAGAACCGAGAUGCACCUCGUUCAACUUCAUCGCCCGCUUCACCUCACAUCGCCAAAGUCGGCAAAGACCACCUCCAAACAGGCAUGACCAGUAUCCCAUCGCCAAAUUACUACCUUCGGCCCGAGGCGAUCGAGUCUGUUUUUAUUAUGUAUCGCUUAACUGGGGACGAAUCUUGGCGUCGCAAGGGAUGGCAGAUGUUCGAGGCCAUCUCGAAGUAUACCCGAACGGAUCUGGCCAACGCGGCCAUCCACGAUGUCACAGCCCAGAAACCGAUCCAUAAGGAUACGAUGGAGUCUUUCUGGCUCUGUGAAACGUUGAAGUACUUCUACCUUUUGUUCAGCGACCCCAAUGUCGUGGACUUGGAUAAAUAUGUUCUGAACACCGAAGCGCAUCCAUUCCUGCGCCCCGUGGCAUAA
Messenger RNA from Penicillium digitatum Pd1, 2754 nucleotides. RefSeq names its product class I alpha-mannosidase 1A. The record is from RefSeq and is a predicted model, not a curated record. Gene Ontology annotation, molecular function: mannosyl-oligosaccharide 1,2-alpha-mannosidase activity; calcium ion binding. Gene Ontology annotation, cellular component: endoplasmic reticulum; membrane. Gene Ontology annotation, biological process: mannose trimming involved in glycoprotein ERAD pathway; carbohydrate metabolic process. NCBI's taxonomy places the organism in Eukaryota, Fungi, Ascomycota, Eurotiomycetes, Eurotiales, Aspergillaceae.